Orbicella faveolata is the source of this 1304-nucleotide messenger RNA. RefSeq names its product RNA-binding protein 5-like. Gene Ontology annotation, cellular component: nucleus. Gene Ontology annotation, molecular function: RNA binding. Lineage: Eukaryota; Metazoa; Cnidaria; Anthozoa; Scleractinia; Merulinidae. The record is from RefSeq and is a predicted model, not a curated record. Gene Ontology annotation, biological process: mRNA splicing, via spliceosome.
CCUUUCCAUUGGAUGAGGGUGGAAAACAACCUGCACAUGCUGUAGAAGAAUGAGCUGUGCGUUGAAUUUAGUCAAGUUUUGCAUAUAUAUGAAAGGUUUGUAUUGUGUAGUAGAGAGAGAUGCAAGGGAAUCCUUUAGCUUACUCUUUAUCCACAGGUUGCUUACUCGCAGUGAUUAGCGAUUGGCUCAGGAAAGGUCACGCUUGCUCCAGGGACCAGCCGCCAUGUUUGGAUUUAGGUCAUCUUUUGCUCCGCGCCUCCUUUUUUCGUCGAAAUCACGCCCGUUUCCACACGUAAACAAGUGAUGUCCUCUCCGAACCGUGUAUGAAGGCUGCUGUUUACUCGCUAGAUCGCUUUACUGAACAUUUAUCCUCAAUUUGCAGGUCGCUAGUGCUUCAAAGUUUUCAAGAAUUGUAGGUCGCUUCGUCUCCAGUUGUACGUUUUCCUUGAUCAGAGGCUAGCAAAAUGGACAAUAGGCGGCAAGACACCGCUGAAAGGAUAACAGACGACCCCAGUGAUCUGAGGCGAAGUUCAAACUACAGAGGCAGUGACCGAGAGCUGGAUACAAGAGACCGCGAUCUUGAACGUAACAUUGGUCGUGAGCUGAGCCGUUUUAGGGAUGGUAGAUCAGACAGAGAUGAGCGACGCCGAAGUCCAGAUUUAAAGCGUCGUGAUGCACCUGAUCCUUUUGGUCGUGAUAGAGAUUAUUACAAGGAGAGGGUUCGUGAGAAUGAUCGUGAUAAAGACAGGGGUGACAGAGAUCAUGACAGGGAUGGAUACAGGUCACGGGACAGGGAUCGCUAUGAACGUGACAGCCGUGAUAGCCUAGAUCGGGACAGAGACCGUUACGAUCGUGAUCGGCAGGAUCGGAAUCGAAAUUAUAAUGGUGAUAGAGACUAUGGAAGAUCUCGAGAUCGAGACUAUGACAGAGAUCGAGAUCGUGACAGGGCUUAUGAUAGAGAUCGUGACUGGGACUACGACAAUAAAGACAGGGCAGGAUAUGGCAGAGAGUGGAGUCGGCAGAGGAGCGACCCUGAGGACUAUUACAGUGAUGAACGUGAUCGCAGUGAUCGAGACAGGGACUGGGAUGACAGGGAGCCAUCUCGUAGCAGAUACCGAGAUGAUGACAGAAAGUGGCAAGACAGUCGACAAGAAGAGCCCACUAAUGUGGUUAUCCUGCACGGUCUUGAUAAGGAUUUCAAAGAGGAGGAUGUGAGUUGGUUGUGUUGACUAAUUAUAGUAAUAUUUAUUACAUGUACAUGUUCAUGUGCUUGCUCUGUUUUUUUUUUUCAAGAUAUGUUUGGG